Molecule: messenger RNA, 357 nt
Organism: Penicillium oxalicum
Lineage: Eukaryota; Fungi; Ascomycota; Eurotiomycetes; Eurotiales; Aspergillaceae
Exons: 1
Coding region: 1-357 (118 amino acids)
Source: RefSeq, a predicted model, not a curated record
AUGGCGUACUCAUCCAGAAUGGCAACAAUUACAAGAAAUGUCCGAUCAACACAGUCAAGCCCUUUCCACCCCACCUGCCUCUCUCAAGGCAGGCUCAAGAAAGCGCUCCGGCUUAUUCGUAACCGUGAAAAUAUUGUUCUUCGCCUUGUGUCAAAAAAGACACCCGACUAUUACCGACGCACCAGGGGAAAGGCACGUCAGUUACAGCAUCCGAGGAUAGCUGUCGCCGCGGCGUGGGUGGAUAGCAAAUUAAAGCAGGGAAGCUCCGAGUGUGGAGGAGCGACAAGGGGCAAUCGCACGGUCGCAACAUCAGGCUCUGAGACGGACAAGUGUCUAGACCUUGGGUUUGGGCAGUGA